Solenopsis invicta (red fire ant) is the source of this 1714-nucleotide messenger RNA. RefSeq lists its product as uncharacterized. The transcript has 2 exons. The coding region runs from base 240 to 1262 and encodes 340 amino acids. The record is from RefSeq and is a predicted model, not a curated record. Lineage: Eukaryota; Metazoa; Arthropoda; Insecta; Hymenoptera; Formicidae.
CCAUCGAAGAGCAGUGGCUGCGCUAACCAUUCCAUGAACGAAUGCACCCUGUGCUUCCCGCUUAUGGUUACGGCGUUCAUGGGUGCGGCGUUCAUUGUAUGAUCAGCUGAUUCACCUAACCGUAACCGAAAGAUUUUCUCUCGCAUUUGAGUUGCGUCGGCGAUUGCGACAAGUUGCUGUGAUAUGUUUAUUGUAGACAUUAAGCCAUACAUUUACACGUCUACAUACGGAUAUUCAAGAUGAAUGAUUCUUUCUUGGAAGAUUUAGAAUUAAUACCAACAGACUUGAAGAAGACAUCUCAGAAAACACCUCAGCAAUUGGAUUGCCAUAUAACCACCAGACAUGCUACCUCAUCUCCAUUACUUCAUUUCUCAGAGCAAGGUGAGAGAAAUAAUGUUAUGCGACAGAAGGAACCUUUCACAAUAACAAUUCCAAGUACACCUGAUAUAAAGAUUAUUAGUAAUAAAGAGUCUUCUUUGAAACAUUCCAAGAGUCAAUAUGAUCAAAAUGCGAAGAAACAUUUUACGAAUGUCAAAGUAUUAGAGAAACCGGAGAAGAUUACAGACAUUAAAGGAAAGCCUGUAGAUAUAAAAGCAAAAAUGGGCAGCAAUAAUCAGCAGAGUGUCAGCGGAGAACACAAAAUGAAACUUCAUGAGACAAAGUACCCUAAAGUGCCUGAAAGCAAAGAUUGUAAACGACGUUCAGGAUCUCUUAAAGAAACCACUCAUUCUCUAAAUACUAAGGAGAAACGGAAAACAUCCCUUGAUUCUGCUAAUAAUAAUUCCUCUGAUGCUUCUAGUAAGGAAAAUAGUCGUCCCUCAAAUUCUUUCAAAGAGGCUGGUCCUCAAAACCCGACGAAAGAGAAGGAAAAGUUGACUGAUAAAUCGAGAAAAUCAGGUUUUAAGAUACAAGAUCAAGAUCCAGUUGUUUUACUCACUGCUAUAAAAGAACUGAUUAGUACAUAUACCAAGCAAGAGAGUACCAAGAUUCUACGUGCUAUGCAGGAACUACAUAUAACUUCUCAAGCUACCUUGAUAAAAAAUCUUCUGAACCAGACGGAUGAUCUCAUUAAAGAAAUGCAUCCCAGUCAAUAUUCCGCUAGAAUGAAAACACUAAUUGACGAGAAUGAAUUCUUGCAACAGGAGUUGAUAGCUUUGCGUUUGCAAAACGAGACUCUACAGAAUAAAUUAGAAGAGCUUGAAUUUUUAAAACAAGAAAAUAUGAACUUGAAAUUGAAAUGUAACGAGCUAACUCAGACAUGAUAUCAAACGAUUGCGAUAAAUAUUGGACCGCGAAAUAUUUUUUUAUCUUUUUGCACAAAGUGCUAAUUAGGACGUCCACAAUGUAUUUUAGUUAUUUGACAUUUUACGAAACGCGUUAUAUAUUGCAAGAUUUAAAAAAAAAAUUUUUUUGCUGAAAGUGCCAAAAGAGAUUACUAAACACUUACUAAACUAUUCGCAUUUACUUUUAUUUAAUGUUAUGCCAAUAUAAUAAUAACAAUAAUAGAGAUCAUUUAAGUAUUAAUACAUAUAGUAAUGUAAGUGCCUUGACUUAUUGAAGUAUAAUAUUGAUGACAUUUUAUACAUAUCGCUAAAAUAAUUUAUUUUUUUACUAAAAUGUUAAAUACUAAUUCUUAGAUAUGCGUACUACUUUAAGAUUUUUUCCUAUACUAAAAUUUUUGUAGUAAUUAAUAAAUCAAAUUGCAUUUAUUUAA